UCGGGCAAAGGCAGACUGACUGGCAAAUUAAUUGACAAGUUAACCAUUUAUUACGGUCUAGCUAUUAGAAGAAACUCUGAGUCGAUAGAAAAUAUGAAAAACGCUAUAUGGGCAACUUAUUUCCAUUACAUCUCCACAGACAAAAAUCCACAACACAACAAAUGCCCAAACGGCCCUGAUUCAUGGUGCACUUGGCAGCGUGCUUCAACUAUGAACACACUGUCCUCAUUCAAACAUGAUUAUAAUCCACUACCAAAUGACGUUUCUGCAGCUAUCAAGCCCAUUUACGAAGAGCUCAGCAAAGAAGAGCUUUUGGAGUGUUGCAUCGGUGGCUUUACGCAGAACAACAACGAAAGUUUCAACCAAUUAAUUUGGAAAAUUACUCCA
This is a messenger RNA of Megachile rotundata (alfalfa leafcutting bee), 387 nucleotides long. RefSeq lists its product as uncharacterized. The record is from RefSeq and is a predicted model, not a curated record. NCBI's taxonomy places the organism in Eukaryota, Metazoa, Arthropoda, Insecta, Hymenoptera, Megachilidae.